GUCCGCAAAGAAACGUAUUCUGGGCGGCGUGAACAAAAAUUUCGAGCUUUAUAAGGUCCUUAUUUCGUUUAGCAGGUGACUGCAAAAUCUCAGGAUACUGCAAGCUAAUAUGUCUCUAUUUGCCAUGAAGAAGAAGAGGGGUUGCUCAGGGACCAGGCGGCGGUCCCCACAAUGUCCACAGGGAUCUUCCCCAAGGGAGAGAGAAGAAGUAACAGCAGCCAGGAGUGUCAUCAAGGAGUUGCAUGAGGAAACGGCUUGCCCCAUCUGCCUGGAAUAUUUCAAAGAGCCAGUGAUUCUAGACUGUGGGCACAAUUUCUGCCAAGCCUGCCUCACCCAGUGCUGGGAGGAGACAGAGAGAGCCCCUUCCUGCCCUCAGUGCCGAGAAAUUUUCCAGCAAGAGAACUUCAGGCCAAACCGGCAGCUGGCAAACCUUGUGGAACUUGUCAGGAAACUCCAGGCGGGAAAAGGAGCCGAGGCAAAGUGGGGAGGGUGCGAGAGGCACCAGGAGCCCCUGAAGCUCUUCUGCCAUGAUGACCAAGCCCCCAUCUGCGUGGUGUGUGACCGAUCCAUCAGACACCGAAAUCACUGUGUACUUCCCAUGGAAGAGGCUUUCCUGGAGUAUAAGAAAGAGAUCCAGGCCCAGCUUCAAUUUUUGGAGCGAGAGAGAGAAAAGCUUAAGGAAGAGAAAAUGUUGGAGGACCAGAAAAGCCAGACAUUUCUGGCCAAGUUAAAAUUAGAGAAGCAGGUGACCCAGUCAGCCUUUCAGCAGAUGCACAAGUAUCUUGAGCAACAAGAGCAGCUCAGGCUGUCCCAGCUGGAGACGAUGGAGGGAGAGAUGGAGAAGAGGGACAAAGAAAACCACACCAGAUUUUCUGAGGAAAUCUCAGAUCUCAGUCACCUAAUCACAGAGCUGGAGGGAAUGUUUCGGCAGACCGAAAACGUAUUUGUGCAGGAUCCCAAAACUAUACUGAGCAGCAGACAUGAGAAGAAGCCCGAAAGGCAGCUGAUGGAGCUUCCUCCAAUACUGGAGCAUAACCUCAGGAUUUACUCAGAGCAAACACCUGAAUUACAAAAGGCUCUCAAAGAAUGUGAAGAGUCUCUGGACAAAGUACUGGUGAAAGCACUGACAAAAGUGAACGUGACUCUGGAUCGAGAAACGGCACAUCCCAGCCUCAUUCUGUCUGAAGAUCUGAAGACUCUGACAGGGGGAGGGACAGUGCAGGACCUGCCCAACAAUGCGGAGAGAUUUGAUACCCUGAAUAGUGUGCUGGGCCGUGAGAAAUUUACCUCAGGAAGACACUGGUGGGAGGUGGACAUGGGGAAUGGACAGGCAGUGUGGUCUGUGGGUGUCGCUAGAGAGUCAGUGAAGAGGAAAGGAAAUAUCACCCUUAAUCCUGAUGAAGGAUUCUGGAUUGUGCAGACGGUAACGCUGUAUGAUACUUCUUGUGGUAGAUCAUCCUGGUACCUACGUGCCUCGACUUCCCCUCAAUCAGGCAAUUUACCAAACGCCAUUCCCCAAAAGAUCCGGGUGCUCCUGGACUAUGAAGAGGGUCGUGUGGAGUUUUUUUCUAGUGCUACAAAUGAAAAGCUCUUCACUUUCCCUUUAACCACAUUCUCUGGGGACGUGCUCCGUCCCUAUUUCUUCAUUGGGAGAACAAACACACUGAAAUGCUGAAUCUUGAGGAGAGUGAUCACCAUGAUGGGUUCUACAACUCCAGAAAGAGAUGACAGAAUAUCCGUUUCUCUCUCGCUGCUGAAGCGGCAGCUUGAUCCGUGGGGCAAACAGUAGCGGGGGGGGGCUUUACAUUGGGAACAUCUCAUUAGGCAGUAAUGGCUAAGUAAGGAUCUCCACUGUCACUGGCUUUCCUGUUGACAGACCAUAGAAUCUUUCACCUGCAGGCCAAGAGGGAUGCCAGUGUAUAGAAUCUGUACUAACUUGCCUCUUCUGCCUUUAAAUUUUCCUCAUGGCAGGUGGAAAUUUAGCCCUUUUAAAGUACGCUGACAUUGUGACUAGAAAUGAGAUGCUUGAAGUUAACAGUGAAUAGUGCGCUGGGCCAUGAGAAAUUCACCUCAGGAAGACACUGGUGGGAGGUGGAACUAAGAACUCUGCAGCCACCGUGGGCUCUGGGUGUCCCUGGAGAGCCAAUCUGGUGUAGUGGUUCAGAGCCGCGGACUCUUAAUCUGGAGAACCAGGUUUAAUCCCC
This is a messenger RNA of Gekko japonicus, 2204 nucleotides long. RefSeq names its product zinc finger protein RFP-like. The record is from RefSeq and is a predicted model, not a curated record. The transcript has 9 exons. NCBI's taxonomy places the organism in Eukaryota, Metazoa, Chordata, Lepidosauria, Squamata, Gekkonidae. Bases 110 to 1675 code for a protein of 521 amino acids. Gene Ontology annotation, molecular function: protein binding; zinc ion binding.